Messenger RNA from Pristis pectinata (smalltooth sawfish), 10843 nucleotides. RefSeq names its product zinc finger CCCH-type containing 18 (gene zc3h18). Gene Ontology annotation, molecular function: metal ion binding. The record is from RefSeq and is a predicted model, not a curated record. Lineage: Eukaryota; Metazoa; Chordata; Chondrichthyes; Rhinopristiformes; Pristidae.
CGUCCAAUGGGAUGGGACCAAUGGCGGCGGGCGAGCUGCGGGCCGCGCUGAGUUCCCGGCGCGGUUUCUGACGGGGCCGUGGCCGGCAGCGAGCGCGCCACCCGGGCGGCCGCCGGUCUCGGGAGCGAGCGUCCCGGGGGAACGGUCGGUGAUGAGCGCGGCCCCACGAAUAACAUUAUUCUCCAAUGGAUGUCUCUGAUAGUCCUGAUCGUGACCCCCGUUCCCCAGAGGACCAGCUCUCUGAUGAUGAUGACGAUGACUUAUUGCUUGAGGGAGGUCAUGAAAAUGAUGAAGAGGAUGAUAUAGACAAACAUUCGGACAAUGAGGGAGAAGGUGUAGAUUCUGAGGACAAUGACCAUUGCAGUGAUGCAGAGAUUCACAGUUUAGGUGAACCUGACAAUGAUGGGGAAACUCAUGAAUCGGAGGUGGAAGAGGAGGAGGAAAAGUUGAGGGAGGAAGGUGAUUACAGUGAAGAAAGUGGAAAUGACGGUGAUAAUGAGGAGCGACCUAACGCAGAAUCUGACCGUGAUAAUAUUGCAAGUCCAAAAAGAACUUGUAGUGCUGAGCGAACUGAAAAAGGCACCUCUGAGAAACAGGAUUUGCAAGUCGAUGAGGAAGCUGCAAAUGAUUCCAAGGAUGAAGCAUCUUCUGUCAUCAGGGACCUGGAUGAACAUGAGCUGGACUAUGAUGAGGAGGUUCCUGAAGAACAGCCAGGGGCUGUAACAGAAGACAGUGAGAAACAAAGCACCGAGGAGAAAAGCAGCGACUCGCCAAAGGAGGGAGAAAUUGAAAAAAGUCAACCUGAGGAGAGAAAGUCUGAACGAGACAGAAAAGAUACAUUUCGUGAGAGGAAAAAGGAUGAAGAUGAUGGGGAGCUGGAUGAAGGAGAAGUUGAGGAUGAUGACCUUGAGGAAGGUGAAGUGAAAGAUCCCAAUGAGAGGAAAGUCCGGCCAAAGCCUAUCUGCAGAUUCUACAUUAAAGGUAACUGCACUUGGGGAAAUAAUUGUCGGUUUAUCCAUCCGGGAAUUAAUGACAAAGGAAACUACUCAUUGAUAGCCAAACCAGAUCCUUUCUCACCAAAUGGAGGACACCACCUGGGACCUCACCCAUUGAUGCAGGCGAAUCCUUGGGAAACGCAUGUCCUGGGAGCUCCAGUAAUUGAAGAAUUGAUGCCACCUAUUCCAUUGGAGCCUCCAGCAGAGAGUGCGUGGGAGAGAGGCCUGCGACAUGCAAAAGAGAUGUUGAAGAAGGCUACCAUCAGAAAGGAACAGGAGCCAGACUUUGAGGAGAAGCGAUUCAAUGUCACCAUUGGAGAUGAUGAUUUUGACAAAGAAAAUGAUUUUUAUCGAGACUGGAAUUAUCGUGUUGCAAGAGACAUCAGAGAGCCAGGACCUGAUCCCUAUAUAACUCCCUACUAUGAGCAUGAAGUUGAACGAUAUUGGCGUGGUGGGCAAUAUGAGAACUUCAGGGUCCAGUGGACAGAGGCAGACUAUCAUUAUAGGGAAAGGGAGAGGGAAAGGGAGAGAGAAAGGGAACGCGAAAGAGAGCGAGACAGACAUCGAGAACAGCGUGAGAGGGAGAGAGAAAGGGAAAGAGAACGAGGAAACAGGAUACGAGAGCGAGAGCGGGACAGAGAGCGCGAACGUGACAAAGAGCGGCAACGAAGAAAAGAGGAGUGGGAACGAGAGCGAGCAAAGCGAGAAGAAAAAGAGAGAGCACAAAAAGACAGAGAACGAGAGAAAGAGAAACCAAAGCAGAGAUCCCCACCUCCAGCAAGCCGACAGGUAGAAGCACCCAAGAAAGAAACUGUUCCAACGACUACAGUGAAACGGGCAGACGAAUGGAAAGACCCCUGGCGCCGAUCCAAGUCACCCAAAAAAAAGGCCAGUUUCGACGCAUCACCAGGGCGUGGGCGCAAGCGACGAAGAACAUCUGGUUCAUCCGUUUCAGUCUCUGGCUCAUCGAGGUCUUCAUCUCGUUCUUCUUCAUAUUCAGGAUCUGGGUCAUCCAGGUCACGGUCAAGGUCACAUUCGAGAUCAUCUUCUUACAGCUCGUAUUCCAGCCAUUCCUCCAGGCAUAGCUCUUAUUCUGGCAGCAGAUCAAGGUCACGAUCAUUCUCAUCUUCACCUUCCCCAACUCCAUCUCCAACGCGAGCAAAAGAUGUUGCAGGAGCAAAGACCAAAGGAGGGGCAGGUGGUGGUGGCGGAAUGGGUGAUGCUCCAGUGCCCACUGGAAAAAGUGAUAAAUCUGUGAAAAAACUGCCAUCACCACAGCCUUCAGGACAGUCUGCAGGAGCAAAGGUUGCAAAGGCUGGUGCAGAGAGUGCUAAGCCUGCCGAGAACAGAGAGGGGAGGAAGAAGGAACGGCAGCCCCGUACGCCACCCAGGAGCAGGCAGACCGCAAGUGGGAGCGGUAGUGAUAGUGGCAGCAGCUACAGUGGGUCAAGUUCGCGGUCGCAUUCUCGUUCUGUGUCUCGGUCAACAUCAGCGUCUGGCUCUCGAUCUGCAUCGGGUUCCCACCGAUCCAGAUCCCUCAGUGUGAGCAGUGUGUCAUCCGUGUCAAGUGCAUCGUCAAGCAGCAGCUCUGUAAGAAGUGCUGACUCUGAGAACAUGUAUGCAGAUUUAGCCAGUCCUGUGUCCUCUGCAAGCUCCAGAUCACAAGCCCCUACUCAGCAGCAGAAGCAGAAGGAAAAAGUGAAACCCAAGAAGGAGGAGACACCAAGGGAGAAGGAACGUGAAGAGAGGCGAAAACGUGAGAUUCCACCACAGCCACAGAAGACUUCUGCACCAAAACCAGCCCAGAUCAGCAAACCCCCACAGCUUGUCUACAGCGCACACAAGGAUAUCAAACUGACCCUGCUAAACAAGCCUGCGGACAAGGGUACUCGGAAAAGGUACGAGCCUUCUGAUAAAGAGAGGCCAUCCUCUCCACCUUCCAAACGGGUCACCCUGUCUCCAGAAAGAGGACAUCGUGAGCGGAAGCCAUUUGGGAGACCACCAUCACCAAAGGGUGAUCGUCAGAGUACCCGAGUGCCACCGAUGGUGAGAUCCUCUCCUGCCCAAGCAGACAGAAAACGGGCUCCAUCACCCCAGUCAAAGGUCUCAAGCAAAGUGACCAGUGUGUCUUCAAGCUCCAAGUCUCACGACAUCGCAGCCCCUACCACCACUGCAUCCUCUGCAAAGUCCAGUAAAUCCAACACGUUAUCCCGCAGAGAGGAACUGCUGAAACAGCUGAAAGCUGUAGAGGAUGCCAUUGCCCGGAAACGAGCGAAGAUCCCUGGCAAGGUCCAGUAGUUGUGAACCUACCGACGCAGGACUGUGGUCUUUCGGUUAGAGACAGCUGUCAGUAUUUUCAGUGAUUAAAUCUGUGAUUUAUUUCAGGAAGCAGCCAUGUUGGGGGGGGCUCCUUGAGUACCUCACUGCCAUCUUCCCAACCUUCUGAUGUCCCAGUUGGGGGUGCUGGCUGCAGUGUAGCUGCAGAGGUAUCAUCAUUCUGUUCCUCCUCAAACUGGAAGAUGCUGCAGACUGUGAACCCAGUAACGCAUUUAACACAAACUGAUGUUGCAGUGGCAUUCUGUUCAACCUAAGCAGUCAGUGACUGGACUUGAACUCGUGGAACCUGACCCUAGAGAAGCCACACCUUUUACACUUUAGAAGUUCUUAGUGUGUGUGUGUUGUCUGAAGGACUUCCUCACAUUUACAUACCGUGUUUCCAGAGAGCAGGUGAAUGUGCUGUCAAACGCUGCUUUCUCUUUCUUCAACCCCCACCGACACAUCCAUUUUUUGGGUAAAAUUGUUCUUCUGGCUUCCCAAAUAAAUAUUCAUUCUUUUAUUUUACACUUUUCAGAUUUUUUUAAUGUCAUACACAGACCCUAUUGUUUAAGUUGAAAUGUGCAGGUUGAAGUCUUGGACCUCUUUCAAAAGAUCAUUCGGUUAACACACACAGCUGAGGGAUUGUGGUAAAGCAGGUUUUUAUGUGUUUAUAACAUCUGGUGAAGUUGUGAGGACAGAGUGUUCGCAUUGAGCGGGGAGAUAAAUGUUCAGGAUUGACUUUUUUUUACAUGACUUUAAUAAAGGAUUUACUAGUUGUAAAGAUUCGGAACAGUUUUGAUUAGCAAACUAGCCUUAAAAUAAUGGAAUUGAUUCUGUGUCAACACUUGCACUUUGAGAUUUGCUGCACAGGUCUGUCAGCUGUUGAGAGAUGCCAGAUUUCACUUGUUGCUGUGUGAAACAGGAGACAUGUCAAGUUGCAUCAGCCCCCAGAUUACGCAGCUGUACUUCCUCAGCUUGCACCUGAAGGAGUUCAGCCACUUGCCAUCGCUGCCAGUCAUUCUGAAACAUGGGAUAUUCCUCAAGCUCUCUCAGCUUCACCCACUCCCUCUCCCUCUCCUAAAGCCUCUGACUCUACAGCCUACAUACCCUGGGGUCAAGUGAAGGUGUUACUCAGUUGGUGCACAGUGACCAUCUGACUUCUAACCAGCUGACACCAGAACCUGAAACCUUCAGCAUCCUGGUCCCCAGCCAGGCAGUUCUAUGGAUGCACAUCCUUUCAUCGUUUUGUUGUUCUAUCUUAAUUAUAAACCUCACUUGUUUAUUGUGAAUCAUUUUCAUCAAGUCAAGAGCAAACCUGGGGCUGUUUACUAGCUGGAGUUAACCCUGCACUCACUGAGAAUUUUUCUCAGUCCUCAAACACACAUCAGCCCUCUGGCCUCUCACCUGGAAAAAUAUUCAUUAACAUUUCUGGUAAUAUUCCAAAGUAUGAUAUUGUUGGAGAAAACUGCAGAAAAUCAUUUUCAUUCAUAAAAAUUCUUAGCGUGAACAGUGUAGGCUGGAAUCCUGCUCCUGGGUCACCAGAGGAACAUAGAAUGGAUAGAUUGAAGCCAGGUUUUAGCAACUUUAGACCAAGCCACUUUGCAAUGUGACAGUUAACCACUGUCAUCUGUACCUUUAAUUAAGGAGUGACCUCUGUAAACAUCCCACAUGCAUUUCUAGAUUUUUCAGGUUCAAAACCAUCCUCAGUCAUUCUUGUUCCACAUUUACAUCAGCCAUUGUUGUCAGACAUGGUUGUUUACACAUCCAGUGGUUGGGUCCAAGCAGUACUAAUCUGAGUUACCUCCACAACCAGUACAUCUAGCCAGCCCCAGAGCACCUCACCUGUGGCAGAGCAAGGUAACUGUCAGGUGAGUAGCAGUCUGUAAAUUCACUUGUACCAGCUCCAGGAACUGCAUUGAUUACUUGCUUUCUGACAAGCAGGAGCACUUUACAAAUCCAGACAACAAAGGGCUCAGGCUCAGGACCACAGUCUUCAGGGUAUCUCUGAUUAGUCAUGUUGGGUUACCUUUAUAACUGCCAUACAGUCGCUCUGCCAAGCUGGACAAGGGACGAUGCUCAAGCACCAAGUGUCAGCAUUGCAGUGUAAACUGUGUAACCCUGCAGUACUGGGCACAAUAAUACAUUGCAUCACAGUCUUUACAUGACUCUGUGCUUAUGACUAAAGGUUUUAUAUGUGGGCAUCUGCACUGGGUUUAGCGAAUCAAGGUUCUUUAGCAGCUCUGGGAACUGGCUUCUGUCUGUGACGUGAGUGAGACGAGCAGCAUUUGGGCUGUCUGUCCUGCAAUCACACCGGGGGGGGUUAAUCAGCUUCAGUGCAGCAUCUGAAUCACUGCUGCUGUGUGUCACUUCAUCCCCUCAGUCCCACACCACUGCACUGUCCGCAUAAUGAUUCCCCAAUGCUGCAUCCUCCACCCCAGCCAAGCUGUGUCUGAAUAACCAUCUUUUCCACCUUACGUCCCUAUCUAAUGCCCCUGAACAACAGCCUAUUCUCCAACCCCUCCUGGAUUGUUUGGGUAACAGCACACCAUUCAUCCUGCAGUGUCAAAGUAAUAGACCAUCAACCCUUGUAGUGUCCCAGCUCGCAAGCCACUUUAUUUUACAUGUGCAGGAAAUGACGGCCAAAGACCAACUCUUAGCACACUGUAGGUUAAACCCAUUUCCUGAGGGAGAGGCUCCCACACCUUGCAUUCUUCUCUUCACCUGUAAGAAGGUGUUUUGACAACAAGUGUCAUAUUACAGGAAUCUUGCAAUCUUGGUAGCUAGGUUGAAGAAUGCUGGCUUCACAACUGCUGAAGGUGAUGAGCGAAUUGGAAUGACAUAGAAGUUGCCGUCCAAGGUCUGGCAUCACCUGUGGAUCUCACAGGUCACGCCUCAUUUGUUUCCUGACUGUUUGAUAUUUCACAAUAGUUCAGAGUGAAUACCUUAGGCUGCUGACAAACCUUUGAUUUUGAUCAUUGUUAACAGUGUUUAUCUGCCAACAUGGUACCUGAGCUCCAUAUGAUCUGUAGCCCAGUAACGCACUGCCUUAAUCUGCUGAGCUACUGGCAUUCCUUAAAACAUCAACCAGACUUCUUAUAAACCCAAGGGCACAGUGACUAUGCUUGCAACCAACUGCUGUCUUCAGCCAGUAGAGAGCAGCACAAUGGGACCAAUGCCCUUCCUCACUCUCAUGAGGAUUUUCGGCAGGGGGAGGAUCUUCCCCUUUCACCUGGCAUAGCUCUUUCCUCCAGGAAAACUCCCUUCUGCUGCUGAAAUGAAGCAUUGGUUACAACUGUUAAAGUGAUGACAUCAUAUACCAAUAACAUGUAGUUACGAAAUACCAUUAGGAAAUUCAGGCUAUCUAACUCCCACUGACAUCAUAAAUAACUCAGGUGGUAAUGUUAAGUAUUAAAGUUCCAAAAAGAAGACCUGGGUCUAAUUUUAUUUCAAAAUUAGUUGAUAUAUCUAAUUAGUAGCACAGAUCCUAAUCCAAUAGGUUGUAUAUCAUGUGACACUUUUUAAAGAAACAUCCAACUGUCCUCGAACGGCGCCAGUUAAACAGGGACACAUCCACGUGUCCUGAUGCAGGGUCUCAACCUGAAACAUCAGUUCCUUUCCUCCCACAGAUGCCACUCAAGCCGCUGAGUUCUUCCAACAGAUUGUUUGUUGCUCCAGAUUCCAGCGUCUGUAGUCUUUUGUGUCUCCACACAUCCACUUUGGAUGUGUGCAGUGUUCACAGGAUGAGUUCCUCGCGAGCAGUGAGGGCACUUACUGCCUCGGAGCUGAGGUGGCAACAAAGAGACAACCAUGUUGGUGGUCUGGGGUGAUGUGGAGGCCAGACUGGUAGCACAGUUCCUUCAGAAACAGUUGCAUUUACUACUUCAUGUUCCGGAUUUAUUUAAUUACAGGGGGUCCUGGAUUUUGUAAGGGUUCCAUUCCUGGGAACUGUCCGUGAACGGAAUUUUCCAUUUGUUGGAAAUGAACAAUUUCCCCCAAAAUGGUAAUGUGAAAUAUAGGGACUUGUAAAGAGUAGACUGGGGAAGGUCAGCAUAGGUGAUAGGAGCCGUUCCCAGCAAGCAAACUGUGAAACAUGUUGCCUCCCCCCACCUCAUCUCUGUUCCCCUCUCCUGGUUCCAACCAUCCACUACACACAGUUCACCCACAGGUUUCCACCCCCACGCUCCCCCAUCUGGUUCCAUUUACCAUACACCUCUCUCCUAAUGGUUCCCAUUGCCAUCUCCUUAUCAGAGAAUAGCACUGGUAACCUUUGUGUUCCUGCUUAUCUCCCUCUAGCAACUGUCUCCAAUCUCCACUGCCCUCCCCUUCCCCCACCUCUCCAUCUGCCUCCCAGUUUCCUCUGUCUGCCUCCAUCUAUCAUUCACCUGCCAUUGUCCUUCAAGUCCACCACCCUCCCCUCCUCUACUUGGCAGCAGCUGUCUGUCAUCUUACACCCCUCCUCAGUCCACCAAUCACCUCAGGCUCCUGUAGCACCACUCCCCUUCUCCCCUUUGUACUGCCCAUCUCCAUUCUCAGUCCUGAUGCAGAGUUUUGACCGGAAACAUCGACAAUUCCUACCCCCGCCCACAGAUGCUGCUCAACCCACCGAUCUUCUCCAGCAGUUGCUCCAGGUUUCAGCAUCUGCAGUCUCUUGUGUCUCCAAUGUGACAUAUUUGUCUGAAUGCAGCUCAGGGGGAGCUGAUCUGCUAAUCAGGGAGAAAACUAUCAGCAGGUUAGUAUAGAAAGUGUGUACUAACAAGAGGUGGCUUGGGGUUUGUAAGGACUGACCUUACCUGAGGGGGGGUGGGGGGGGAGUUUGGCAAAGGCAUUGGUUUUCUCUAUGGGUGAUCUCUACAUUGUGUCCUGGUGAAGAGUACUGUACCCAAGCACAGAAUCUGGGAGAAUUUGGUCAGGUCUUCCGAAACUCAGGGGCCUGCUAUACUUGAACUCAAAUCUCUGGACUCUGGCCACAAGUCUAGUAGCCUAACCAUUGUGGUACAAUGCCACAGUUUGUGGUGUAGAUAAAGAGGGGGAUUGGCCUUGGGCUACAGCAUGAUAUAGAUCAGGUGGAAAAUUGAUUGGAGCAGUGAUAGAUAGAAUUUAAUUGUGACAAGUGCAAAGUGAGGCAAUUUGGAAGGAUAUGUACAGUAAAUGGUAGGGCCUUGGGGAGUGUGGAGGAACAGAGGGACCUUGGUGUACAAGUCCAUAGAUCCAUGAAAGUGGCACCACAGGAGAGACAGGGUGGUGAAGCAGGCAUGUGGGAUGCUUGCUUUCGUCAGCCAUGGCAUAAUAUAUAAGAGCAGGGACAUGAUAACGUUAUAAGAACACUGGUUAGGCCACACCUAGAGUAGUGUGUGCAGGUCUGGUCAUCAUACUACAGGAAGGAAGUGAUUCUACUGGAGAGAGCCCAGAGGAGAUUCCCCAGGAUGUUGCCUGGAUUGGAACAUUUCAUUUAUAAGGAGUGAUUGGGUAAGGCUUGGUUUGUUUUCCCUGGAGCAGAGGAGGCUGAGGGGUGACUGGAUAGAUAUAUAAAAUUAUGAAAGGGGUAGAUAGUAAGGAUUUUUUUUCCUUUGGUGGAGGCAUCUAAAACAAGCAGGCAGGCGUAAUGUAGGAAUUUUAGCAGAGAUCUGGGGUGAGUAUUUUCACAUAGUGUUGGAAUCUGGAAGGCACUGCCUGAGGGGGUGGUGGAGGCAGGGACUCAGCAUUUAUCUAGAUAAGAACUUGAAUCACCAAGGUCGUGGAUCAAAAAGAACUUAGAACAGUACAGCAUAAGGACCUUUGGCCCACAAUGUCUGCGCUGAACAUGAUGUCAAAUUGAACUACUCGCAUCUGCCUGCAUGUGAUCCAUAUCCCUCCAUUUCUUGCAUAUUCAUGUGUCUAUCUAAAAUCCUCUUUGACUGCACCUCUGUCAUACCUGCUUCCACCACCACCCAUGGCAGUGUUCCAGGCACCCUCUACUCUCUCUAUAAAAAAAAACUUGCCUUGCAAAUCUUUAUACUUACCCUGUCUCACCUUAAAGCUAUGCCCUCUAGUAUUUGACAUUUCCACCCUAUCUAUCCCUCUCAUAAUCUUAUAAACUUCUAUCAGGUCUCCCCUCAGCCUCUGCCAUUCCAGAGAAAACAACUCAAGUCUGUCCAAUCUCUCCUUAUAGCUCAUACCCUCUAAUCCAGGCAGCAUCCUGGUAAACCUCUUCUGCACCCUUUCCAAAGCCUCCACACCCUUGCCGUAACAGGACGAGCAGAACUGAGCACAAUACUCCAAGUGCAGCUCUACCAAAGUUUUAUACAGCUUCAAAUGUGGGUAAAUGGGACGAGCGUAGGUAAGUAGAAAGGUCAGUGUGCGCAUGUUUCAGCACACCUCUAUGACACUGUAAGCCAGUGGCUGACAGGGUGUGGCAGAGGUUAUAGCAUCCUGGUCGUCCCCACCACAUCCCCACCUCCUCUCAUUCACCAGAUUUAAUGGAAGUUGUUCAGUUCUGUGCAGAGAAAGCACAAUGCUGGCGAACACAGCAAUUAUCUGUGCUGGAUCUUAAAUGUGUCCACUUACAGCUGCAACAGCUGUUUAGUUCCCCAAUAGAAGCAGGUGAGACCAUCAGUAUUUUUAAGUAAUUAAUUUCCACUUUAGUUCUUUAAACUCAGGAGUGUUUAGAAGGUGUGUGUUACUGGCUGGAGGGAAAUCAGCCAAGUGAACUGGAAGAAAUGAUGUAGGAACUGAGCUGAGCAGAUCAGUUCUCUGAGUUGCAGAAACGGGGCAUCUACCUGCACCCUGCCGCCAGGUAAGUGAAAGGAUGUGUGUGCUGGUCACUGAAGACCCUAUUUCUGCUCUCCCAUCGUUUCAUUCCUGAUCUAAAUUUUUUAAAAUUUAUUAUUUACACUUUCUCUCUUCAGAACUGCCAAAUCUACCAGCCGUCUUUCUAAUGCCACAUUAUCACCACAGGUAGGAGUGGUAGAUCUGGGAAGGAUUGUAGUCAGGUUCACUGCAGUGUUCCACUGCUGGAACUGUUGGUUCCAGUCAGUGACAGAGAGUCUGGAGCAGGUAGGAGAGCGAUGCAAGACAAUGCUUCACAUGGUGAAGGGAAGCCCAGUGGGAAACCAGGAAACAGAAGCUCUUCAUUUGGUUUCCACUUCCCUGGGUCAGUCUUGUCCACAGUCACAACCAAUGUUCAGGCAUAAACAUUGAAGGGAUCUGAUCCCCUCCCUCUUUGUAAAGUAAAAGCUGUGCUUAGGUUGGACUACAGGAAAUGGGCAGCAACAUGGACAGAUCCUGGCCCAUUACCUGGGCUCACUGAACCUGCAAAUGUCAGUGUGUUGGAGGAAUCUGCAGCUUCUGGCAAUUCCAACAGAUGUGCACAGAGCCACACGUAAUGUGGUCACAAUUAAUGACACUUCUCUGUUCAUCAUUUCUUUAUAAGAGUUUUGUACUAAUUGUAGUGCUUGUGUAAAUUACCUUAAUCUUUUUGUAUGAUUCCCUCCCUGUGAUUGGAUGUUGUUCAGAUUCCAAGACUACAAUCAAUUAAAAUAAACUCUUGUUUACUC